AUGGACGAUACCGCUUCCCAGCGCCACAAGGACACAAUGGCCCACCACGGUCAUGGUCACAGUGCACCACGCCGCCAAAGCCUCCGACACCAUCUUGUUGCGGCCUUGGGCGAGUUCGUCGGCACGUUUCUUUUUCUAUUCUUCGGCUACGCGAGCCAUUCCAUGAUAGCCACCGCAGAGAGGCCGACCCCCGAGGGACUUCGUGACGGCUACAGUGCACAGGCAACUGUUUUAAUAGCACUAGCCUAUGCCAUGGCCAUACUGGUUACUGUGUGGGCCAUGUAUCGUAUCAGUGGAGGGCUAUUCAAUCCUGCUAUAACUCUAGGCUUGGGUCUGGCCGGCCAGCUGCCGUGGAUUCGCAUCGCCGUCCUCUUCCCCACCCAGCUCGUGGCUUCCAUGUGCGCGGGGGGAGUCGUCGAAGCCAUGCUGCCGGGGCCCAUCUCACGUGUCAAUACCAAGCUGGCCACGGACGUCAGCGUGGUGCAGGGUGUAUUCCUCGAGAUGUUUUUCACCGCCUACCUGCUAUUCGUAGUGCUCAUGGUCGCGGCAGAAAAGUCCAAGGACACCUUCAUCGCCCCUGUCGCCAUUGGCCUGGCUGCCUUUGUCGCCUUGAUUCCAGGUGCUUAUUACACGGGGGCUUCGCUAAACCCUGCUCGCAGCUUUGGGUGUGCCGUCGCUGGCCUCGAGUUUCCCGAGCAUCAUUGGAUUUACUGGGUCGGACCAUUUCUGGGCUCGGCCUUGGGUGCUGGAUUUUAUCGCCUUUUGAAGUUUUUGAACUACGAGGAGGCAAAUCCGGGGCAAGACUCUGACUAUCCACUAUAUAUUGAAAGGGUAUAG
This is a messenger RNA of Pyricularia grisea, 837 nucleotides long. RefSeq lists its product as uncharacterized. The record is from RefSeq and is a predicted model, not a curated record. Lineage: Eukaryota; Fungi; Ascomycota; Sordariomycetes; Magnaporthales; Pyriculariaceae. Gene Ontology annotation, biological process: transmembrane transport. The coding region runs from base 1 to 837 and encodes 278 amino acids. Gene Ontology annotation, cellular component: plasma membrane. The transcript has 3 exons. Gene Ontology annotation, molecular function: water channel activity.